Messenger RNA from Closterium sp. NIES-67, 1439 nucleotides. The record is from the annotation of a GenBank genome assembly. Lineage: Eukaryota; Viridiplantae; Streptophyta; Zygnematophyceae; Desmidiales; Closteriaceae.
GCCAGCCACUAGCGUAAACACACGAGCCUAGUCCAUGGCUCAAAGCAUAUGCCCCUUCCGAGCCUCCAUCCUCACGCCCCGUUGUAGCCCUCCCGUCUUUCCACGUCACCCCUCCCGCUUCCCGCUAGCCUCCGCUACCCGCUUCUAACUGCUUCCCGCAUGUGCUGCCUAGGCCCCACCACCAAGAAAGCUGCUUCGAGCCCAAGCUUCAUGACGCAAAACGAAUCGCGGUUCACGCGUCCCGCUUUCCGCUUUCCUGCUUCCCGAUUCCCGCGUCCCGCUUUCUGCUCUCCUGCUUCCCGAUUCCCGCUUGCCCCUUCGCCACUUCCCUCUACUUCCCGCUUUCGCGUCCCGCUUUUCGCUUUCAUCUGCUUCCCGCUUCGCACGUUCCGCUUUCCGCUUUCCUUUCUUCCCCCUCCCGUUGAUUUCCGCUUUCCGCUCCCGCCCCCUGCUUCCCUCUGCUUCCCGCUUCCCACUGCUUCCCACUUCGCGCUCGCCGCUUCCCACAGCGUCUCGUCGGUUCCUGCAGCUCCUCGCUUCCCGCUGCAACCCUCGCGCCUGCUUCCCGCCACCUGCUUCCCGCUACCCGCGACGCGCCCCCGCUCACGCUGCUUCCCGCCUCCCGAUGCUCCUUACCCCCUGCUUCUCGCCCUCACUCCCCACUUCCCGCUGCUUCCCACUUCCCACAUUCCCCAUUCCCGCUUCCCGCUUCCCGCUUCCCGCAUCCCGCUUCCCGCUUUCCGCUGCUUGCUACGUGAGGCGUGCAGCAGGAGAGGGGAUCGGGAGAGAGAGAAACGUCCUUUCAGGGAGGAAAUGAGGCGUAAGGGCAGGGAGUGGGAGAGGAUUCCCUUUACGGAGUGAGUGAGUCGCGAGAUCAGGGGGAGAGUGGCGUCGCUUUAGGGAGUGAGUCAGGCGUGAGAGCAUGGAGGGAGAGGGAGCGAGGUUGAACGGAGGCAGGGAGGACGAGAGAGGCGUGGGAACGGGGUGGGAUAGCGAGUGAGGCGUGGUAAUAACGAGGGAGAGUGAGAGAGACGAGAGGGUAGGAAGGGAGUUGGGGAGAGAGACGAGAGAGUAGGAAGGGAGAGUCAGAAAGACGAGAGAGAAGGAAGGGAGAGUCAGAGAGCCGAGAGAGAAGGAAGGGAGAGUCAGAGAGUCGAGAGAGUAGGAAGGGAGAGUCAGAGAGACGAGAGAGUAGGAAGGGAGAGUCAGAGAGACGAGAGAGUAGGAAGGGAGAGUCAGAGAGACGAGAGAGUAGGAAGGGAGAGUCAGAGAGACGAGAGAGUAGGAAGGGAGAGUCAGAGAGACGAGAGAGAAGGAAGGGAGAGUCAGAGAAACGAGAGAGAAGGAAGGGAGAGUCAGAGAGCCGAGAGAGUAGGAAGGGAGAGUCAGAGAAACGAGAGAGUAGGAAGGGAGAGGGGCUGAGGCUGAACCGAGUCAGG